GCGCAGGGCAUGCCGGGAGGCAGCGAAUGGGAAGUGAUAGUAGAGCAGCGGCUGAGUGAGGAGGCACUUCGCCACCAUGUCGUCUCCAAACAAAGCACUUGAGCUUCAGUUACAGAUGAAGCAAAAUGCCGAGGAGUUGCAGGACUUCAUGCGAGAGCUAGAAAGCUGGGAAAAGGAUAUCAAACAGAAGGAUGCCAAGCUAAGCAAACAGACGGCCGUAGGUGAAGAGACACUACCCCCAAUUAGAAACAAAGACUAUAGAAAAAAGAAAAAGAGCAGAAGUAAAGUGUCUACUGAAACUAAGAAAAAUGAGGAGAACAAAAACCCCAAAAGAAAAUUACAUGACUACAACUACUGGGACAAGCUGGAUGUGGACAAAGCCUUGCAGGAGCUCGAUAAAGAGGACAACACUAAUGAAUCAGUGUCUGCAGAGUCUGAUUCCGGGGAUGAAGAUGGCAUUAAAAUUGAUACAGAAAAGGCUUUAGCAGACAAAGAAAAGGGAAAUAAUUACUUUAAGGCUGGAAAGUAUGAUGAAGCUGUGCAGUGCUACACAAGAGGCAUGGAUGCUGACCCCUACAAUGCCGUCCUGCCUACAAACCGAGCAUCUGCGUUCUUUAGGCUAAAGAAGUACGCUGUUGCUGAGUCAGACUGCAAUCUGGCUAUUGCUUUAAACCGCAGUUACUGGAAAGCUUACGCUCGCAGAGGAGCCUGUCGUCUGGCAUUGAAGAAUUUCCAAGGAGCAAAGGAAGAUUAUGAAAAGGUCUUAGAACUGGAUUCAAACAAUUUUGAAGCCACCAACGAGCUAAAGAAAAUAGCCCUGGAGCUUCAGUCAUCCUCAAGUACAUUACAAGAAAAAGAAGAUAUUAGGGAGAACAUUGAAGAGAAAAGUUCAGAAAUAUCUGAAGAAGAAAAGAAACAUAUAGAAGCGCAACAGCUGAAACAAAAAGCUAUUGUACAGAAAGAUCUGGGAAAUGCUUACUUUAAAGAAGGAAAGUAUGAACUUGCCAUUGAAUGCUACACACAAGGAAUUGCAGCAGAUAGCACAAACGCACUGUUACCAGCAAAUCGAGCCAUGGCCUACCUGAAAAUUCUAAAAUACCAGGAAGCCGAGGAAGACUGCACACAGGCCAUAGCUUUAGAUACUUCAUAUGGAAAAGCGUUUGCCAGAAGAGGGACUGCAAGAGUAAUGCUUGGCAAACUGAGGGAGGCGAAAGAAGAUUUCGAGACUGUGUUAAAACUUGAACCUGGAAACAAGCAGGCAAUAUCAGAACUGUCCAGAAUUUCUCAGGAACUUAAUGAAAAAACUGUAGACGCAAAUCAACAGUCUGCAGACGAAAGUGAAGAACCUCAUAAGAGACGUAUUAUAAUGGCAAUAGAUAAACCUUCCUAUCUAAGAUCACCUAAACCUUUGCGAAGGAUGGAAAUUGAAGAGACUGGAGGUGGAUUACUAACUCAAGUGAAUGUUUUGACUGAACCUUAUGAUGUCUUGGUCCAACCUGAGGAUCCUGCAAAAAGUAAAGAUCUGAAUUCUAAAGAACCAGUUUCCACUUACCCAGAAGCCCCCAGUGCAAAGAUGUUAAAAAUCGAGGAAAUCAGUGACAUGCCAACGACUGAGAAUGACAUCAAUACCAGCGUUCCAACUCUGACCAGACCAGCAAAAAUGGAAAAGGAUCGGCCUGCAUUAUCUCCAUCAGUGGACGGUGACGUUCCAGGAGUUCCUGCAAAUUCAUUUCAGCUUGAGUCAGAUAUAAGAAGACUGAAAGGGAACCCAGAUAUAUUAUAUAUGUACUUAAAGCAAAUUGAGCCCUUGCACUACCUGAAUCUGUUUCAUAAAGCUUUAGAUCCAGAUGUCUUCAAUGAAAUAAUCAAAAUUCUACGACUUAAAUACAUUGAGAAUGAAGACGCAGAAGUUGUGUUGGAGAUUUUACAGAUAUUUUCUGAGCUUAGGAGAUUUGAUAUGGCAGUUAUGUUUUUGUCAGAAUCGGAAAAAGAAGAUGUCCGGGCUUUAUUUGCCUAUGUAGAAAAAGCUAAGAAAACAACUGAAACUUAUGCAGCUCUAAAGAAGAAAUAUUGCGUCUGAGUAUAGUACAGAAAGAAAACCUAUAUUAAAUGGACAUUUGAAACAGUCCAGGGUUAAGAAGAAACUAUACUCAUGCUACCUGAACAAAUUCACUGACAUUAUGUACAAAAUAAAUUUUUCGUUUGUAUU
Messenger RNA from Bufo bufo (common toad), 2209 nucleotides. It is a transcript of the gene RPAP3, whose product is annotated as RNA polymerase II associated protein 3. Bases 77 to 2080 code for a protein of 667 amino acids. The transcript is spliced from 17 exons. The record is from RefSeq and is a predicted model, not a curated record. Gene Ontology annotation, molecular function: protein binding. NCBI's taxonomy places the organism in Eukaryota, Metazoa, Chordata, Amphibia, Anura, Bufonidae.